Danio aesculapii is the source of this 2930-nucleotide messenger RNA. It is a transcript of the gene cdr2b, whose product is annotated as cerebellar degeneration-related protein 2b. The transcript has 5 exons. Bases 154 to 2370 code for a protein of 738 amino acids. Lineage: Eukaryota; Metazoa; Chordata; Actinopteri; Cypriniformes; Danionidae. The record is from RefSeq and is a predicted model, not a curated record.
GAGGACACGACAAUGCACACGCAGCUCUGGCUGAUAACUGUAGGCUCAAUGAAAUCACUCUGAAUAAAGAUCAUUUACAUUAACGGAGAAAUCAUCAACUUAAUUUUACAAACAAAACUUAGACGUAAACUUAAUAAGCUCGACUGAGUAAAGAUGCUCACAGACAUGAUAGACGGAGAGUUUGAUAUGAAAGAAGAGGAACCAUGGUAUGAUCAGCAGGAUCUGGAACAUGAUCUUCAUUUGGCCGCUGAAUUGGGCAAAAAUUUACUAGAACAAAACAGAGAAUUAGAAGAGACAAUCCAGCAGAUGUACAUCACCAACCAGGAGCAGAUGCAGGGGAUAGAGUAUCUGUCCAAGCAGGUGGAUCUGCUGCGGUCGGUCAAUGAUCAACAUGCUAAACUCAACGAGCAGCUGGACGUCAAUUCACAAGAGCUGGAGCUGAAAAACCAGAAGCUGACCCAGGAGAACCGAGCCGCGCAGAUGAAGAUCCAAGGACUCACAGAAACAGUGGACGGUCUGCAGACUCAUGUGGAGGAGCUCCAGACUGACCUGCAGAAGAUGAAGCAGAUUUCUGAAGAACACAAGCUCUGCAGAGCCUUCAGAGAUGAUCAGAGGGAGAAAUGUGCUUCACACAGGAGCUGUGUCUCUCAGGAGUGCUGGGUCUGCAGCCGGCGGUGCUCUGAGCCGCAGGAGCAGCGGGAGGAUCUGCGGCGCUCUCUGCAUGCGCUGCAGGCUCAGCUGCGCUCUGAGUGCGCUCUCAGAGAGUCUGCCGAGCUGCGGGUGGAGGAUCUGACGCUGCAGAUCCGCCUGCUGGAGCCCAGAGCUGCACUGAUGGAGGAGUAUGGGGAGCGGCUGCAGGAGGCGCAGGCUGAAGCCCAGGAGCUGCGGCUGCACUCUAGCACACGCACACUGGAGGAGGAGGAGGGCGGGGCCUGGGAGAGGGGGCAGAGUCUGCAUCAGGACACAUCUCUGCUGGAGAAGGAGGAGGGCGUGGCUUGGCAGAGGGAGCUGAGUCUGCAUGAGCAGAUGUCUGUGCUGGAUGAUGAAGUGGGUGCGAUUAGACUGACGGGGCGGAGACUACCAAUACCGUAUGAGCAAGUGGGUGUGGUUGCGCAGAGGGGGUGGAGCCUACCGCUGAUAGAUGAUGAAGUGGGUGUGGUUGGAAAGAGGAGGCGGAGACUGCAUCAGGACAUGUCUCUGCUGGAUGAUGAAGUGGGUGUGGGUGGGCAGAGGAGGUGGAGCCUACCACUGAUAGAUGAUGAAGUGGGUGUGGUCGGACAGAGGGGGUGGGGUCUGCAUCAGGGCAUGUCUCUGCUGGAUGAUGAAGUGGGUGUGGUUGGGAAGAGGGAGCCAGCACUACCAAUGCCGGAUGAUAAAGUGGGUGUGUUCAAACAGAAGGGGCGGAGCUUGCACAAAAGCAUAUCUAAGCUGGAUGAUGAAGUGUGUGUGGUCGAACAGAAGGGGCGGAGCAUGCACAAGGGCACGCCUAUCCUGGAUGAUGAAGUGGGUGUGGUAGAUCAAAGGGGGUGGAGUCUACAGCAUCAGGGCGUGUCUUUAUUGGAUGCUGAAGUGGGUGUGGUGGGUCAGAACCUGCAUCAGAGUGCGUGUCUAUUGGAUGAAGAAGGGGAUGUGGCUGGUCAGAAUGGGCGGAGCUUGCAGCAUCAAGGCGCACCUCUGCUGGAUGAUGGAGUGGGCGUGGUUACCCAGAGAGGAGGUGGCCUUUAUCAGGGUGUGUAUCCGGAUGAAGUGAAUGUGGCAGGCCAGAGUGGGUGGAGCCUGCAGCAUCAGGGAGAGUCUGUUCAUGAUAAUGAAGCACGUGUGAUCAGCCUGAGGGGGCGGAGCCUACAUAAUGGAACGUCUCUGCUGGACGAUGCAGCGAGUGUGGUCAGACACAAAGGGCGGAGCCUACAUAAUGGAACGUCUCUGCUGGAUGGUGGAGUGGGUGUGGUCAGACACAGAGGGCGGGGCCUGCAGCAUCAGGGAGAAUCUCUUCAUGAUAAUGAAGCACGUGUGGUCAGCCCGAGGGGGCGGAGCCUACACAAUGGAACGUCUCUGCUGCAUGAUCCAGCGAGUGUGGUCAGACACAGAGGGCGGGGCCUGCAGCAUCAGGGCGUGUCUCUGCUGAGUGAGGUGGAUGCGCAGUACGUCGCCCUGCAGGAGAAGUACGAUGCACUGCUGCGCCGCUGCCAGAACGACACGCCGACACACAACCAGAACACUGUACAAACACACACACACGACCAACACACACACUCCACACACAACCAGCAGCCUGGGUACAAAGCCCUGUUUCAGGAGAUUUUCACCUUCAUACAGAAGAGCAAGGAGGACCUGAAGGAGAACAGGAUCAAGCCCGAUCAGGCUGACUGACAAUAGAAACCAGUGAAUUGAUCACGUUAAUUUAAAGUAGACAGACUGAUUUGUUUUCUUAUUUAUUCUUGUUUUAUUUAAUUUACUUCCAAUAGUUUGAGACUUUACAGUAUUGUUAUAUAUUAACAUUGUAUUUAAAUAGUAACAGGGCUGCAUGGUGGAGCAGCAAGCCUCACAGCAAGAAGGUUGCUGGUUUGAGCCUUGGCUGAGCUAGUUGGCAUUUCUGUGUGGAGUUUGCAUGUUCUCCCCAUGUUGGCGUGGGUUUCCUCUGGGUGCUCCGGUUUCCCCCACAAGUCCAAACACACAUAGUGUAUGUGUGUGAAUGAGUGUGUUUGGAUGUUUCCCAGUAUUGGGUUGCAGUUGAAAGGGCAUCCGCUGUGUAAAACAUAUGCUGGAUAAGUUGGCGGUUCAUUCCGCUGUGGCAACCCCAGAUUAAUAAAGGGACUAAGCGGAAAAGAAAAUGAAUAAAUGAAAUAGUAAUCUGGUAACUGUAUAUUUUGUAAAUGUUUGUAAAGCUAAAAGUGCUUCUGAAAUGUAAACUAAAAUAAAGAAUUUAUUAC